Aspergillus niger is the source of this 4173-nucleotide messenger RNA. RefSeq lists its product as uncharacterized. Gene Ontology annotation, biological process: regulation of ARF protein signal transduction. Gene Ontology annotation, molecular function: guanyl-nucleotide exchange factor activity. The transcript is spliced from 3 exons. The record is from RefSeq and is a predicted model, not a curated record. Bases 1 to 4173 code for a protein of 1390 amino acids. NCBI's taxonomy places the organism in Eukaryota, Fungi, Ascomycota, Eurotiomycetes, Eurotiales, Aspergillaceae.
AUGCAUUGGAAAGCACUGCGCCUCGGCUCCUCUGACAACGAAGCCAAAAGACGGAGCUAUCUGUACGAUCCACCGCAGUCCCGUCACAGCGAACAGCUGCCUCGUCCAACGCUUUCGACCACCGCCCUCGCCCCUAGACAUUCCGAAUCUGCUCCACGGUCACCAUCGCUGGCUGGUCCAGAUGAUGCCGAGCACAACGAUGACUAUAGGGCUGAUGGCCCUGACCUCACACAAAGUCGCAGUCGCGCGGAUGAACCCACUCUAAAGUCCAGAAACACUGGGAACUCACUGUUGCCGGGCAGCGGCCCGAAUUGGCGCAUGAACCGUUUCAGUUUCAUGAGGCUUCGUCAUGCGUCGGACCCGCAAUUGUCCAAGUCUUACGCUAAAGCAGAGCAGGAGAUCCCUCCUGUGCCAUCCUUGCCUCCGCCUACAAUCAUCACGACGGCGCCGACAAGUCAUGAAUUCGAGGAGCCGGUAAAGCGGAAGAACAAGUUCAAACUGUUCCCCGAUUCGAAAACUCCGACGGUGGAAGAGAUCCCCCCACAACAGUCUACGGUCAAUGGAAAGUCCAGGCAUACUGCUCAGGGGUCGACAGGGUCGCAGACGGCGAAUCCCUGUCGACCAGAGUCUCGAGUUAGCGGCGAGGAACCGGGCCGUCUGUCGACUACAUCCAUACGGAGCAGUGGCCGCGACCAGCCUGUUGACUCCCAUGGCUCUUCUGUGACAGAUGCACGGUUUUCCGAGUCAUCACGUUCUGAUCAGGAUCGUGGGGAUCAUGGCGCUUCAGCCUCGCGUGGGAUUCCAACGAGCGAGGGUUCAAUUUCUAGCACAAAACGAUUCCGUAUGCCUCGCUUGAAGAGAAACAAGGGCCCCCUCUUUCCCUUACCUCCCAAACCAACGGCUUCGCAGUCGCUCAAUGGACGUGCGCCCAAGUCGAUACCGGGUUCCUCGAUUCCCACGUCGGAUGUUUCAGAUGAUCAUGACCGGGAUCACGUCUCUCCACUGCCGUCACCAUCGCGCUCCUCCGCUGGUGUCGCCUCUCCUCGCCCCCCUCUCUUGAGGAAGGACUCGGCAAAUUCCGCUCAUUCGAGCCAUUCAACGCCGUCCAUUCGAAAACGUAACCCGCCUACUACACGGGCUCGCUCAUCUACGCUGGAUUCUUUGGCCAAUAUUCGGGACAGUGAGCCGCAACAGUCACCCCAUCUCACCUCGUCUGGCCGAACGUCCACUUCAACCAGUGGACGGAAGAGCUUUGGCGAUAUAUUCAACAUCCCACAGCGGCUUCGACAGAACUCCGAGCCUCCGUUCCCCAGGAGUGGGUCUCCUGCGGCCAGGGGCGCGGAGACGCCGGUCUCCAAAUCGCCCUCUUAUCCGGAAAGACAGGAAAGUGAUACCCCGGCCACGUAUCUGGAGCGGCUUGAUGCAACCGUACCAAAGAGUGUAAUUGCCAGUGUACUCUCGCAAUCAAAUGAUGAGUUCUAUAAGAACGCUUUGCGCAAGUACAUGAGAGGAUUCUCAUUCUUUGGUGACCCGAUCGAUAUGGCCAUUAGGAAGCUAUUGAUGGAGGUGGAACUCCCGAAGGAGACUCAGCAGAUUGAUCGUUUCCUCCAGAGCUUCGCUGACCGAUAUCAUGAGUGUAACCCGGGUAUCUUUGCGAGUACUGACCAGGCAUAUUUCAUUGCGUUUUCGAUCUUGAUCUUACAUACCGACGUCUUCAACAAGAAUAACAAACGAAAGAUGCAGAAACCAGACUAUGUCAAAAAUACCCGCGGAGAGGGCAUCUCGGAAGAUAUCCUGGAAUGCUUUUAUGAAAAUAUCUCCUACACACCUUUCAUUCGCAUCGAGGACACGAAUCCCAACGGGCGUCAUCUUCCGAAGCCUCGCCGAACAUUGUUCAAGACGGCCAGCUCCGACCACCUCGGUCGUUCCACCAAAGAACCCAUCGAUCCCUACACCCUGAUCAUGGAUGGAAAACUCGACUCUCUUCGACCAAGUCUCAAGGAUGUCAUGAACCUGGACGAUCCGUAUCGCUGUAAUGGAACAGAUGGACCGCCAGAUAUCGAGAACCUCCAUCGUGCCUUUUCCAAAGCCGCUGUGUUGCAGAUUGUCUCCCUGCGUUCACGGCCUGAUGCCUUUAUGCCAUCGAGUAUGGAAAACCCGAUAGACUCCAACCCAGGCCUGGUGGAUAUCAAAGUAGCCAAGGUUGGAUUGCUUUGGCGCAAGGACCCAAAGAAAAAGAAGGCUCGCUCGCCAUGGCAAGAAUGGGGUGCCCUUCUGACGUUCUCGAAGCUCUACUUUUUCAGAGACGUUAACUGGGUGAAGUCAUUGAUGCACCAAGAGGAAGCACACCACAAAGAAGGCCGCCGUCGAGCUGUUGUAUUUAAACCGCCUUUGACCGACUUCAAACCUGAUGGGAUUAUGCAAACCGAUGAUGCAGUGUCUUUGAUUGAUAAUGGUUAUAAGAAGCACAAGCAUGCAUUUGUCUUUGUUCGUCACAACGCUUUGGAGGAAGUCUUCCUAGCCAAUAGCGAGUCAGAUAUGAACGAUUGGCUGGCCAAGCUCAAUUAUGCUGCAGCCUUUCGAACCACUGGCGUCCGGAGCAAGGGCAUGAUGGCUACUGACUACGAGGCGCAGCGGAACCGGAUGAGCCGCCGGGGUUCUAGUGUUUCCCUCAACGAAAAGGAACCGCCGUCGCCAAAUCCCGAGGCAGAUAUGGGCGAAGACGUGAUCGUCGCGCGGGGACAUCUGAUGCGCCAGAAGAUCCGAGAGGCCAAUGAGAAACUUUUCGUCAGCCAGCGACAGCUUGACGAUCUGCUAAGGAACGCUAGACAUCUGCAAGUCCUGACUCCAGUGCACUCCAGGGCGCGAGAGAGCGUCAUUAUGGCUGCGGGCCGCAUGGCUGCCAAGCUCAAGUGGGUGAGGCAGGAUAUCUGGCGUACCAGGUGCUACCGCGAAGUGCUCGUUCGCGACUUGGGUGAAGGGGACGCGGAGACACCAUCUUUGGGCGAGCAAAAGCGUUUGCAGCUACAGAUUCCCGCAGAUACCACCUCCCCUGAGUUAAGGGAAGGGGAGGAUGAAGCAGCGCCAGAGAAACUAGCGUCACCGAUCAAGGAGACGGCGGCGCCGCCUUCGCCGCACCCUGAAUCUAUCAAGCCUCCUUCCAUAUGCCAACCACCGGCUCCUCAACCUGCAGCAGAAGAACUGCGCAGACCGAGCAUUCCUGCAUCCUUUGCGUCAUCCGAAGCCGCUUCUCGGAUUGGUAGACGACUAUCGGUAGAAGAUCUGAAGCAGCGUACAAAGUCUUCUUCUCCCGAGCCAUCGAACCGACUGACCCGGGAAGCCUCCGUGCUCAGUGCUGCCAGUAAGAUAGACGUCUCUAGCUUGGCUUCACGUGCUUCCAAAAUCACAUCCCCUGGAAGCUUCGAUGAUGGAGAAGAGCGCGUGCUUCGCGAGGCAGGUUUGCUGGAGGUGAAUACCUCUCCUCAGGCCAAGAGGCAAUCCCUUGUUAUCAAGGACGGUGACAUCGAUCAGAAGCAGAACGACACCCAAGAGACAACUCAAAUGGACCGUUCCAGUCGGAUUCGCCGCAGUCUUCAUCGGACUCUCCGGGAUACCCCCGGUGUUCCCCACGCCCAUCUCCCUCGCAGCAAGAAAUCUCGCGACUCGCCUUCCGCCGCAGCCGCGCACGAAGACGGUCAGGGAGCGCAUGAAGGCGAAGGCUUGUCCCGCAAGUCUGCCAGCUUCACUGUACAUGGCAAGAAGGCUUCGAUUAUCACCUUUGGAAGCGAGUGGCAGAACAUGCCACCUGAGGAACGCCUCAAACUUCGGAAGCCCACCCCAUCGGAAGAGCCGAGAAUGUCCGAUCCAGCUAUUGCCAGUAGUGCGGACUCGAUCACCUCCGGGUCAUUGCACCCCGGCCAACCGCACUCCCUGCGUAGUUUGAGUCCAGGCACCAGGAAUAGUGCGCAUUUCAUCGAGGAGUCAGAGAAUCUCUAUAGCCAGGUCCACAAGGCCAAAAGCGACGAUGGUUUCGAGUCGAGCUCCAAACACACUGAACACUCCUUCGUCACCGCGGAUCCCGAUCAAUCCUCUUUGAACGAAGAUAGCAAUGCCGUCGACGAGACCACGCCCAAGAAACUUACUGCCACACCCGAGCAAGCUGUCAACGCAUAA